Symbiodinium sp. CCMP2456 is the source of this 573-nucleotide messenger RNA. The record is from the annotation of a GenBank genome assembly. Lineage: Eukaryota; Dinophyceae; Suessiales; Symbiodiniaceae.
AUGUAUGGAGCUGUGGGGGAAUUGGCCAAUGGAGUGGUUGCAGUUCCUCUUCAAAGUUCGACGACAGAGCCAGAACCUAGUGAUGUGCAAGUAAGCCCCUUGGAACCCGAAGGAGCUUUAGCUGCGAGAGAACAGGCGGGUGUGCUGGAUCAUGAGCUUCAGGUUGCGAUGGAGGACUCUGCAGAGGGAGCGGUUCAGGUUUCUGGGCAGGCUUUAAUGGGGAGUCAGACGUCAAUGGCAGCAACCGUGGCUUUACAAGAUGGAAGCGUGCAUGGUGUGAGUGCUAACAUGGAGGUUCAGCAGGGCACGUCUGCUCUUACAGUGGUGCGUUGGAUUUCAAGGCUGAAUGAUUUCUUGACAAACCAAGGCCAGUCGGUUUUAGGUUUUCUCAGAGGGCUCCAUGGCUUUAUGGACGAGGAGGUGAUCUCCGCGGACUUCCUCAUCAACAGCGUGGAGGGCACGAAGGCGCACAGUACCAGGGUGAUCUUCGCGGACUUUCUCGUCAACAGCUUGGAGGGCACGAGGGCGUCCAGCACCGAGGUGAUCUUCAUGGACUACCUCAACAGCGACUAG